Messenger RNA from Penicillium cosmopolitanum, 1221 nucleotides. RefSeq lists its product as uncharacterized. Gene Ontology annotation, cellular component: cytosol. Gene Ontology annotation, molecular function: mannose-6-phosphate isomerase activity; zinc ion binding. Bases 1 to 1221 code for a protein of 406 amino acids. NCBI's taxonomy places the organism in Eukaryota, Fungi, Ascomycota, Eurotiomycetes, Eurotiales, Aspergillaceae. The transcript has 4 exons. The record is from RefSeq and is a predicted model, not a curated record. Gene Ontology annotation, biological process: carbohydrate metabolic process; GDP-mannose biosynthetic process.
AUGGCAGACGGUGUCAUACAACUUCAAUGCGAGUGCAAGCAUGAUGCAUGGGGUAAGAAAGGCAAUGAAUCUCUCGCCGGUCGUUUGUGGUCACAGAUGCCCGGUGCAAGCCCGCUAGAUGAUUCAGAAACUUACUCGGAGAUGUGGAUGGGCACGUACCCUUCUGUGCCGUCUCGACUUGCUUCAAGUGGCGAGCUGCUUUCCGACCAUGUGAAGAGGAACCCCAGCCUACUUGGUGAGACAUAUUGUGAGAGAUACAGAAGAGAAGUACCAUUUUUACCAAAGAUUCUCUCUUUCGCGAAGGCCCUGCCUCUGCAGCUACACCCAGACAAAAAGUUGGCCGAGAAACUCCACGCGCAAGAUCCCAUCAAGUUUGGGGAUACCAAUCAUAAGCCCGAGAUUGCGGUCGCGUUGACUAGGUUCGAACUAUUUGUCGGCUUUAAGCCCAUCGGAGAGCUCGCGGACAUAUUAAGGUUGGGUCCUCUCCAGACAAUCUUGCCCCAGCAUGAGGUUGUCAAUGAGGGAAUUUUGAGAGAGGUCUGUCGAACUCUACUGCAAAUUUCAUCGAACACAGUUUCGGAUGUUGUCAAAAAUCUGAAAGCCAUUCCCCUAUCAGAACUUGGAGAAAAGAAUCAGUACAUACCCAAUCUCUUGGAAAGAUUAAGCGAACAAUAUUCGGAUUCCGACAAUGGACUUCUAGUCGCCUCGCUACUGAUGAAUUUCAUGACAUUGGAGCCAGGCCAGGCUGUUUGUGUGCCAGCGGAUAGUAUCCAUGCCUGGCUAUCAGGUGAUAUUCUUGAAUGCAUGGCGCGAUCAGAUAAUGUCCUGAACACGGGUUUCUGCCCUCGCGCCAGCAGAGACAACAUCGAGCUGUUCACAUCAGCUCUGACCUUUAAGCCACAUGAUCAAGAGGCUGCACUGUUGCCAGCUCGGCCAAGCUUGAUGGGAAUUAACGAGAAGACUGUCAAAUACACGCCCCCGUUCAGUGAAUUCAAUGUUCUAGCCACGAAUUUGGCUGCAAAGGAAUCGGAGACUCAUACCGAUUUGCAAGCCCCUAGCAUCCUAGUUGUGACUGGGGGAUCAGGAACAAUGAAGGUCCUCGGGGAUGGGAAAACUUUGAAUUUGAGUGAAGGAAGUGUGUUUUUUGCUGGCCCAGAGGCUAAGUUGCAAUUUGCGACUGGCAAUGGUAUCAUGAUAUAUCGGGCUUAUGCUACGCUUUAA